Messenger RNA from Lasiodiplodia theobromae, 1086 nucleotides. RefSeq names its product Methyltransferase type 12. The record is from RefSeq and is a predicted model, not a curated record. Bases 1 to 1086 code for a protein of 361 amino acids. The transcript is spliced from 7 exons. Gene Ontology annotation, molecular function: methyltransferase activity. Lineage: Eukaryota; Fungi; Ascomycota; Dothideomycetes; Botryosphaeriales; Botryosphaeriaceae.
AUGCCGGCCCAGCCCGCGUACGACCAGCCGGCCGCCGCACCGGCGCCCGCACCCGCCUCCUGCAUCAUCGGCGAACAGCUGUCGGUCGACCAUUCGCAACACGACGACGACGACUCUACCGACCUGCUGGGCUCCACCACCACUUCGCUGUCCGAAAGCGUCACCGACUACCGCUAUGCCCAUGGCCGUCGUUAUCAUGCCAUCGAAGACGGCGGCUAUUCGCUGCCGAAUGACGACGAAGAGAUUGAUCGCUUGAAUCUCCAGCACCGCGUCUGGGACAUCGCCCUCAGCGGUACCCACUAUCUUGCACCCCUGGACCUUGAUUCCGUCCACGACGUUCUCGACGUCGGUUGUGGCACCGGUGGUGAGCGCUGCCUCUUCCUCCUCCCAUUCGAACUAAUCCCGACGACGCCUGCAGCCUGGUGCAUUGAACUCGCCGACGAACACCCUCAUCUUCGUGUGCUUGGCACCGAUCUCUCCCCAAUUCAGCCCAACAAUGUGCCUCCCAAUUGCGAGUUCCUUGUUGAUGAUGCUAAUGCCGACUGGACUUUCGGAGAGCGGUUUGAUUAUAUCCACACUCGCGCUGUGCUGCUGGGCAUUAAGAAUUGGGACAAACUGAUCAAACAGUCCUUCCAGAGCCUGCGUCCGGGUGGAUGGGUUGAGUUCCAGGAGUUCCACGUCCCAAUUGGCUGUGAUGACGGCAGCGCUGGCCCCGAUGCUGCUGUCACGAGAUGGAGCCACAGCAUGUACGAGGCAUUCAAGAAUCUGGGCAUCGACUCCAUGGCCACUUCGAAUUUCCGAGCCCUCUUGGAAAAGCAUGGCUUCGAGUCGAUCGGGGAAACUCAUACUAAAUUCCCCCUUGGUCCUUGGGCGAAAGGGGAGAAAGAGAAGACUAUGGGAAUCCUGUUCCAAAGGGACAUCGCAGGCAACUUGCAGGGUCUGUCUGUGAAGGUGCUGACCAAUGGCCUUGGUUGGUCCGAAGAGGAAGUAGAGGAACUUGUCCGCAAAGCAAAGAGCGAUCUCUAUAAUCCCCAGAUCCACAGCUAUUUCCCCGUUGACGUAUUUUGGGCACGCCGCCCUGCGUAG